This is a messenger RNA of Brassica rapa (field mustard), 7101 nucleotides long. RefSeq lists its product as uncharacterized. NCBI's taxonomy places the organism in Eukaryota, Viridiplantae, Streptophyta, Magnoliopsida, Brassicales, Brassicaceae. The record is from RefSeq and is a predicted model, not a curated record.
UCGAACGAAAACCAGAGACAAGACAAAAGCAAACAAACAGAUCUAAGAAAUUAAAGUGCAGUCAAUUCGUAUCUUUAUUGUGCAGUCAAUUCGUAUCUUAGAGCAUGGCAUGCUCAAUUGCUCUUCCCUCAUUAUCUCAAAAAUAUAUCCUCACAAGUAAGAUAGUAUCAUUUUAAAAUUUAUUAAAAGUUCAAAUAUCAUAAAGUAUAAUUCAAAAACAUAAAAAUAUUUUUUUUUUAUUUAAAUAGUUAUUUAUUAUAUAUAUAGAAAAUAAUAGUAUAAAACGGCAGUGCAACGCUCGACGGUGAAAAACCGUGGCGAUUCCAUUAAAAUCGAACAAAAAAUCGGAUUCGUAGAAAAAGUUCGUGUUUUUGGGUUUUAAACGCUUGAAAAUUGAAGUUACGUAACAAAUCUAUACUUUUUAUGCAUAAAUAAUAAGAAAUCCGCAAAGAAAGCAAUGUAUUAUGUUAAAAGGGUGAGGCGGUCAUUAAAAAAUCAGAAAAGAAUUGAAAUCCCUAGAAAAAAGAAUACAACUUAAUUACAAUUUUUCAUUAAUAAAAGAAAAAAAAAACAGAUAAAUAUUUAGGAUACACAUUUCUACAAAAAAUUAAGAUAAAUACUAAAAACUAAUUCCGAUUAAUCCCCAGUUAAUCUCAGAUUUUCUAUUAACUCGCUAGGGCCAACCGACUUACGGCUAGCGUAGUUUCAAACAUGGGUGUUAACAUUACGAUCACAUUAAUAAUAGUCAAAUAUAUUAUCAUAUUAUAUCGUAAUUAAAAACUCUAAUUAUCAUGUUAUGUUUUCUUUCAAUUGGUAGGCAUAUUAUUUCAACCAGAAGAAUAGAUUUAUUAUUUGUUUAGUAUUUAAACAAAAGAAUUAUCAUAUCAAAAUUUUCUUAUAAACGUAAUAUUUUCUUUAAUGGCAUGCUAUAUUUUUAAAAGUUGUAAUGUGGCUUUCUAGCAUAUCCAGGUAAAGGUCAACCUUCAUUAAGAAAAUAUGUUUGAUUGUAAAAAGAUAAGAAUAUCCAUUUAAAUUCUUCAAAGAGGUUAAAAAUAAUUUUUACCCCUUAUUUCCCCCUAUUAGAUGUUACUAGGAGUUUAGUUUGUUGUUUUAUGAUUUGAUAUUUCAACUUUUAGCAUUAUUAUCCAUAUUGUUUGUUUAUCUGAAGGACAUAAUAGAAAAGUCUUAGUACUAUAAUUAAUUUUAUAUUAAACUAUACAAUAUGCAUAUUAGAGAUGAUACAACAAGUACUUUGAAAUUAGACAAACUAGUGUGAAAAUGUAAACUAUACCACAUUUUUUCCUAAUCUUUUUCCAAAUAUAUAGGUAUUUAUUGAGUGAAUAUGGUUUAUAUAAGACAAAGUAAAAAUAUACAGUUGAUAUGUAAGUACAUAAUUAUGAUCUUGGUGAAUGGAUAAUUUUUUUGUAACUGGUGAAUGACUACUUUAACUUUCAUCAGAUAAAUUUUACUGCAGAUAAAUCAUCUACAUCUCGACAAUUCUUAUAUAAUACUUGUAAUAUAAAUAGACUAUUUUGUGAUACUUUUGGUAGGAAUAAUUCAACUGAUAAAUAAAAUCAUGCAACAAGUAUGUAGAAUUAAACAUAUUAUGUGUGGAUAACACUUUGUUGGUUCAUGUGCAAAUUGGUUGUUUAAUUUACUUUUCUCUUGCAUAAGUUUUAUGAAUUUCAUUUUUCACACAAAAACUUAUCUAUCCAUGAUUGACUUUUGAGAUUGUAUAUAACAUGUCUUUGUGGUACUUUUGGAUAAAAACUUAUCUAUCCAUGAUUGACUUUUGAGAUUGUAUAUAACAUGUCUUUGUGGUACUUUUGGAUAUUUUUUCUUUUUCUAAAUAACUUGAAAUUAUUAUAUUUGUGAUAUUUUAAAUUUAUGGUUUUACUUUGUGUAAUGAUCUAUACAUGUCUUUUGAAAAUUCGAAAGAUUAGAAAGUUUUUCUUUCAGCUUUAUUAAAAUUAUUUGGUACAAUUAUAAAAUUUACAACUGAUUCAAAGCAUUUCAACUCUAAAAUUAUAUAAAAUUUACUCAUGGUAUGUAAGAAACACUAUGUUACUUGUGGCGAUUGUAUGGCGAUUUCUUGGCGGUUUCUAAUGAGACUUGGGUGGUUCUGGUCGCCAAUUUUUCACCCAAUUACUUGUUUGUUCCUUAGUUUUACUUCAUUUAUGAAUCCAUUGACAAUAUCUAUGAUGUUUGUUUCAGUAAUCUUGUUAUCGUUUUGGGAAACAUAUAAACAAUGAUUUUAUUCGAUAUGGUACUCUCGUCGUUUCCUCUUCCCGGUGGUGACUGUAAAUAUAUUCAUGCGUAUUAUAAUUGGUUUCUAUUCGGAGAAGAUGAUAAUAACAUGGGAUGGUGUGUUUGAUGUAUCUUCCUUCGUAAGAGUUUAUCUCUGGUGAGUUAGCCUCAAUUAAUAAAGUCUACUUCCGUCGAUGUUUGUCUGUGCCUUUAAUGGCCCAACGAUUUUGUUCCAGGGAUUCAAUGCUUCUGAAAGAGAUUACCACCACGAAAAACACCUUGUUAGAGUUAUAUAAAGAAAGGAUAAUCAAACCGAAAUACAAUCUAUACCAUCAUAUAGAUGGGAUUCACAGAAGAUUAUACGGUCAAGGUGUCGGUGUCGCAAGGAAGAUUUUACAGAAUCUAUAUUCAUCAAAUGUAAAAUAUCCAUGUCAUAUUUACCUUCAAGUCAUCAUUCGAUAUCAUAGCAUGUCAUCAUUUUUCUUUCAAAAUCAUUAUGGUGAUGACACAUGGCAAAUCAAUUCUCAAAUAAUGUCUAGGGAACAAUAGCUUUUCUAUUAUUAACAAUCUAACAUGGUUUUAAGAAGGUUUAUAAUAAAAAAAUAUCUUGAUUCCCUAAAUUUUUAUUUAAUAGUUUCAAUAAUAAUAUAAACCAUAUAAUUAAUUCUACUAAAGUUAAAUCUUUUUUGAUACCAAUAUAAUAAUGAACACAUGUAAAUUGUUAAUGUAAUAUAUUUUAUACCAUUUUUAUCGUACAUUUGUUAAUUUGGCGUUAUACAUUGUAUUUUUUCUAAUAAAGGUAAGAUGGUUAAAAUUACUAGUACAUAUAUGUAAAAAAAUCAAAUGAAAUCACCUCAUAUCUCAUUUACUAAAAAAGUCAUGAUCAUAGACAUAUAUAAAUAUCAAGAAAAUGUCAUAACAGUAAUCACAAAAUAAAUAAACACUAAACAAUGAUUGAGAACAAGCAAAAAGUUUAUGUAUUGACUAUGUUAUUGCUGGUAGUGCUACUAUCGAUUUCUCAAAAUACGAAAGGUAAUGCAAAUGCUCCGCUUGCUCCAAUGUCAGAGGAAGGAUUCCUACCAAAUCCACUUCAGUGUGUAAACGAUGUUAGGAAAGUUCCAAAUUGCAUAGAUGCAGUGAAGAAAUUCCAGUUGAAAAUUAUCACAAAAGAAUGUUGCUUUGUUCUACUGAAAGCCCCGGAAGAUUGUCUUGGGAUGUUAUUUCCUGUGCGUUUUAUUAUUAAAAUUGUGCUUCAUAUUACAUGUAGGCUUAUAGGUAUACAUGGUUAAGAAUAUUUUUUUCUUAAUCCUAUAUUUUUAAACAUUCUACGUAACAACAAAAUUUACUCGUAUUAGUUAUGUUUUUUUAAUAAUAAUUUUGCUUCAAAUAUAAUGAACUUGCUAAUAAUGAUAUCAGCAUUAAAAUCAUGCUUAACCUUUUUGACCAUUUAUUUGUUUGUUUAUGUAUGAUGUUUAGUUUGCUGAAUCGAAAAAUCAUAAGUUCACAACCAAUGCUUUAGUUUGCUGAAUCCAAAAUUAAAUAAAACCAAACAUCAAAUCAAAGAUGUCAAUCUGAAAAGUAAUUAAAAAGAGAACACCAAAUCAAAACAACAAAUCACACUUCUUGUUCUUCAACUUCUUCAGCAACAAUCAAUUCAAAUGAUGGGAGUGUGUCUUCUUCAGCAUCAACUUCAUCUUCUGGAAAUAAUAAUAAUUCAACUUAGUUAAAGAUAUAUUGAAACAUAAAACUCCAAAAUAUAUGAUAUUGUGAACAAUUUACUAUGUUCAUAAGCUUUAUAUCGUUUUAGCCAAUUCCUAGUGCAAAUCAGAGCUUGCACAUUCUUGGAAUUACACAGCUCCUAUACUUAUUUAGAACUCACGAUCCAAUACUAAAAAAGGACUCCAAAGUUACGGUUGUUAUAGGAAUACUAAGCAGAUCACAAGCCAUUGCAGCCAAAUCACCAUACCGAUGAGUUAGAGUGUUAGACCCGAGAAUAUAAAUCGACAACAAAACAUGGUUGUAUAUCCUUACCUGUGACAUGCAUCGAUCGAAGGAGUCGCUCCAACCACCAUCGCUGAAGAACCCAUCGCCGGAGCUGGAUCUUUUUCUUUGGUGGAAAGUGAGUUCGCCCACUUCUUUUGGUGGCUUGAAGAAGCUCCAAUGGUGGAUAUCGAAGACACAUGGGAGACCAGAAGCAUCACCGACCCUCCCGUCACCGGAGCUCCAUAGGUUGUCGGUGAAGAUCUAACCCCUAAUCGCCUUUUCUGCUCUCUUUUCUCAUUUUUUUCAGGUGAAGAUCAGUUUGCGGGUCAUUAGAAUCCCGCAAGUCAACCUGCGGCCCAUCCUGCAUUAAGCCCAAUCCCGCACAGUCCCAGCCCGCAAGGCCCGCUCUUUUUGGGCUUAUCAUAUGCCGGCCCAAAUCCGCCCGCAGCAAUCUCUAAUGGGCCAAGCAUGCGGUCCAGGUCCAACAUUGCUAUCCCUAUCCAUAUUGUAUUAGGCUUGAGAAUCUUUAAUUAGAAAAUAAAAUUCCAUAAAAUUAUGAGAAAAUAUGUUUAAAAUAAGAUAUUGUAAUUAUCCAAAAGUAUAAUUAAAUAGCAUAAGUAUAAUUACAUAGCAUUUUAGGAAUUUUGAAAAUAAGAAAAAAUAAAGUUGUUUAAUAUCUUAAAGUAAGUACUUGCUUCGUAACUAAUUUUUUUAAUAAAAAAGUAUUAUAUAUUUUAAUAUUUUUAAAAAAAUUAGUUUAACUAACAUGAUCAAGAAAUAUAAAAUUUUGUGAAAUUGAGAUUUAUAUAAAAUGGAAUUACAUAUUGUUGAAUCACAUGUUUUAAAUAUAACAUAAUGCUAUAUAUUUUUAUUUCUAAAGUAUUACCUUUGUGAUACUAAAUUCCUUUUUGAUAUUGAUAUAAUUUUUAAAAGGUUAUCAAAAAAAAAUAGACAAUGUUAUAAUGGCAAUUAGUAAAAUAUGUUAUUCAUUAAAGAUAUCAUUGUAAUUGAUGACACAUAGAUAAAUGAUUUCUCAAAUAAUAUUAUAGACAUCUCUUUUAUCCAUUUUAUUUUGCGGAUUAUGAAGUUUAGUUGCAAGAUUUAUGAAAACAAAUAAAUGCUUUUACUUUCAUAAAAAAAUGAAUGCUUUUACUAGUCAGUAUUGUUAUCCACUACAUGAAAGAAAAUACCUCGUUUUGGCUUUCUUGAUAAAAGAGGCAUCUAUGGGAAGUCUGCCACUCAAGCCAAAAAGAAGAUUUGUGCGGUGUUGACUAUUUGUGCAGUGUUUACUAUUUCCAGAAACUCUAGGAUGAAAAAGUGAUGAAGACACCAAAGACAAGGUAUAUCAAUUCUUAAAUCGCUUGAUGAUUUGGUUUGCAAUAUAUAUAUUUGUUUGCAAUUGUUGAUUUAUAUCUUUGUUUCUUAAACCAGAUUGUCGAUCAGAAGGUGACGUGAAAGAUAUUCAGCAAAUGGAGCAUCCUCGUCCCAUACUUUGACUACAUGCACUGUCUCUCAUACUCGUCUCAUGUCAAUAUAUUAAGUCAGAUAAGUUAUAGAUUCUAAAGUGGGAUAACUGUAAAAAGGAGGAAGAAGAAGGCUAAGAGAAAUGCAGAGAUAAAGUUUCUCAAGCACUGGACUACUCGCAAAAAUAUCAAUCGACGACUAAAGAACUGUUGGCUUUCAACUUGAAUGGUGGGUUUAUAUAAGUUUAUAUCUUAGACGUUUAUGGAAGUUUAUAUCUUAGAAGUUUAUAUGUAGAUAUUUAUUAACAUGCUCAAAUUUAUGUUUACCUUACGUAUGUUUUUAUAGUUUGAAGAUAUAAACUUGUCUAACAAGAUCAAAUCAUUCAAAUUCGGAAACAUUAAAGUUAUAUGUAAUUGUUUGAUAAAUAAGACAUAUUAUGUAUCCCUUAUAUAUUAAAAGAGAAACAUUAUAAGUUUAUAACGUAUGAGAUAGUCAUGUGUCAUCACAACAAUAAUUCUUAAAAUCUUUAGAGAAAUAUGGUCCAUCUAAAUAUAUAAUAAGCUUUUAUUAAACUAACCAUAAAUUAAUUAUUAAUAUUAUUCAUUCUUUUUUAAAAUAAAAAUUACGGAAUUGUUUAAGUGGCUAAAGUAUAUAUAACAAUUUAUUGAUUUUGAGUAAUAAAAAUUUGUUAAAAAUUAGUGUAUCCUCUACCAAAAACAAUAUGAGUAAAAAACAUUAUUUAAUAGAUAUUAAUAUUUAAAAUAUACUAUAUAUAUACAUGUUAUUAUCAGUUAAAUUUUAUUAUAUAUCAUAUAAAAUAUAAAAAGUGUUUGUGUGGAUUAAUAAAAAAAAUGUUAUGUGUUCGUACUAAUUUAAUUAUAUACUAAUAGUUACUGAACUUUUAAUUAUUCUAUAUAUAUUUAUUAUUUCAUAAUAUGGAAAAUAAUAAGAAUGUAUAAUACGUAAAGAUAAUUUAUAUAAAAUGUUCGUCCCUCUUUAAUCUAAUUAAACAAUAACAGACAAAAACCACACAGAGAGUAAUCUGAAGUUAUAUGAACUGAUAUUAGAUGAGUGAAGACCAGAGACCAUUUUGUACACUAUCUUUUCUUCUUGGCACGACUGUUCAGAUGUAUUUGCUCAUCACAUAGAAGCCAGUAUAUUACAGGGGUUGUUAGGAAUCCAAUAUGAAUUAAUCAGCCACUUGGAAAAUAAGGGUAUAAAGAAACUAAAGAAGAAUGGAGUAAGUGUUGCUUACAUUUGGGACAUUUCUCGGAGUAUACAGCAUCCCAUAUCCUUCUAGCUGACGGCCCAAUAUAGCCAGUGUACCGUUCAUGAUUCAGCCCAAGAUUAAUAUAUGUCAUUUCAUCUGCAGUCAUGCACUUGUUCAUCAAAAACUGAGAGAUAAAG